Limulus polyphemus (Atlantic horseshoe crab) is the source of this 3444-nucleotide messenger RNA. Its product is annotated as rho GTPase-activating protein gacZ-like. The record is from RefSeq and is a predicted model, not a curated record. The coding region runs from base 18 to 605 and encodes 195 amino acids. NCBI's taxonomy places the organism in Eukaryota, Metazoa, Arthropoda, Merostomata, Xiphosura, Limulidae. The transcript is spliced from 2 exons.
CUGUAUAUUUUCAGCAAAUGUGUCACCCUGGUAACAUACAUGACCAAACUGCACAGCACCAUCCUCCACUGUCUUCAGUACCAUCAAUAACAACCCAGUCUCAACAAUCAUCAGAUCAUUCACAGAACCCUCCUUCUACAUCAUUGUCUUCACAAAACCAGGAAAUGUUACAGCAUGGGCCAAAAAAUAGUGGACCCCUUAGUGCUCCCUCUUCUUCUUCUGUUGGUAACAACAGUAAUGGAAACCUCCAACUUAAUUGUAAUGGUAAUAGCAAUCAUUUUAGCCAGCCAUCCUCUGUGAAUAAUAACUCCCUCUCUGAUGCACCAGAUUUAUGUGAUUUAAACAUUGCUUCUAUUUUUGACAGUGACAGCCAAGGUCCAGAUGGUGAUGACCAAAGUCAGGAAAGUUUGAAUCUACUACCAGAAACAGUUGUGGAUCCAAUGGAGUUAUUAUCAUACCUCGAACCACCAGAAUUAUGUAGUUCUAGUGGAAAUUCCUGCACUACCUCAAGAAGUACCACUAGUACCACAGCAUCUAACAGUGGCAAUACCAUAUCAACCUCUAAUGGUACAAGUGAAGACAUUCUGGCUUUGUUUGAUACAUAAAUUGUGGUUGUUACUAGGAAACUUCUCCCCAAGUAGCAAAAAAGUAACAAGUCCCUGGGAUAUUUGCUAACUUACAUUAAACAAAUGCUGUGAUUGUGUUGCAAUGCAAAAAAAACUAAAAAAAAACUUGUAUUUUGAUUACAGUAUACUCUGCUGGUGAUUGCUUGGUAAUAGAAAAGACAUACUUUUGGUUACAGCACACAAUGAUAUUGAUUGUUUGACAACACAAACGAUAUUGAACUGUGUUUCAGCACACUCUACUAGUAAUUGUUUGGUAGCAUCAAAACUUGUAUUUUCUUUGCAGAAAACUGUUGGUUCUUGUGUAUAAAUUUGAUGGCUAGGCAUGCCUUAGAACCAAUAGUUUGUUUUCCACGUGAGUGUUAGAAAUUAAAGAUUAUUAAACAAUAUGAUAAAUUACCUCGUCUUAAGCCAGCUUGGAAAGUUAGUGGAAGAUGAAAAACUAAAGCAUUCUGUAAAUUUGGAUGCCCAAAACCUGGUGUAGAUCCAGAGGUAUGCAACUGUUGCAAUGAAAAAAUAAACAAAAAAAAACCUGUGAUUGAUACCAUCUAAUUACUGGAAAAACAUUUUGGAUUAACUUCUGUAAAUGAAGUAAGAAGUUGGCAUACACCAUUAUUGUUGUUGUUGUUAUUAUCGUUGUGUAAUAUAAAUAUAUCAAAGUGAAUGAUCAUGUGUUCUGCUGUUUAUUAAAAAAAUGCUGUUUCUAUAUUUAUUUUGUGAAGAAACUUGAAAAAUAUAACUUGUUGGUAGUAUUUACUGUGUUUUAACAAAUCUGUAAUUUAGUGCAAAACUUUUGAAGACUACAUUAUGUCUUCUACAAAUCAGCAUCAUAUAUGUCACCCAGAAACGUUUCUCAUCAGCAGAAUGUCCCCAUAAAAAUAAAUCCAUCAUGCAAAACUAAAGCCAAGGACAUUUUUGUUUUUGUUUGGAUUUUUUUUUUUUCAUUUGAAACAAAUGCUUUUGAAUAAAACCCUUAGAACACUUGCAUGGUUAGUUUGAAAUUGAUUACUUUUAAAAACCAUGUGUGAAUUUUUUUUCCUUUUUAUAAAUGUUUAAUUUCCAUUAAAAGAAAUAACUUAUGCCUAUGGUAUUGAAAAACACUCAUUACAAAAAUUUUUGUUGAAAUGCUUUUGAAUAAAACCCUUAGAACACUUGCAUGGUUAGUUUGAAAUUGAUUACUUUUAAAAACCAUGUGUGAUUUUUCCUUUUAUUAAAAGAAAUAACUUAUGCCUAUGGUAUUGAAAAACACUCAUUACAAAAUUGUUUGUACAUUCAUUUACUAUAAUUUGUCUCUUGUUUGUCCAAAUCAACAUAACUAUGGAAGAAAAAAAAUGGAAUAAAAUUAGCAAGAUGUUUUUUGUACUCUACUGAAGCAUUUGUAUUGUCAUACUUUGCCAAACUCUUUAGAUGUUGUAAAUAGCUAUGGUGAAAGUGUAUAGUAUAAUCUUGUUUUUAUAAUGACAGUGGAUUUUUUCAGUAUGUUUUUUUUUUUUGCCUCUUGUGAACAAUUGUGUAAAUAAACAUCGUUAUCAUAGUUUCCUCAGGAAAGAGUAUUUUCAUGGGUUAGUAUUGGUUUGCAACUUUGAGUUUCCUAUCUAUGCAGUAAAGGACAAUAUAAGCAACUUUCUACCAAUUCACCUGGUAUUGAUACUUCACCAUGUUCAGUCUUUGUCAUGUUGUGGACUGUAAAUGUAUUUUAUCUGGUACAAAGAAGGAAGUGACAAUGGCAAAGAUAGAGUAGUCUCUGAUAAAGAUGUAUUUAGUUGAACAGGUAUUUUAUUUUAUAGCAUCUAAGUAUUUCUAACUAUAACUGACUUUUUUCUAUGCCUUUAUCAGUCAUAAAAUGAUGAAUACAUUCAUUCAGAAACUAGACCACAACUUGCAUUGUAUGACGUCAUACAACAUGCAAGUGUAUUGACAUGGUGGUUAGUUUUAUUUUUAAUGUUUUUAGGUAACUUUAAUGAUGUAUUAAGGUUUCUUAUAGAAAUUGGAAUGCAAUUAACACUUUUAAAGCAUUUAUAUAAUGUUUGUACUGCAUUUAAUACAUUUUUUUUUUUUGUGAGAAAGUAAUCAUUUUCAAAUGAUGUGACUGCACAAGUUACUAGUAUAUAAAUUAGUUAAAUCAGGCUGCCAUAAAGGUCAAAUGUAGUUCAUCACCAUAGCCACUGAGCAUUGGUUUCUAUUUAACUGAUAACCAAAACUAGAGAAAAUGUAGCUCUGAAACAGCAGGUGACAUUUUUUAUAACUGAUAAACAAGUGAAAUGAUGCAACAAAAGGUCAGGUUCCUGACAUUGCUAAAAUUUUAUAAAAAUAAGUUAAUAUUUGACUAUAAGCACAAAGUAUUCUUUUGUGAGCAAGGAACAUUUCAGUACUUAUAUUCAUAGUAAAUUAAGGUAACAUUGUUAAACAAAUGAGUUUUUAUCUAAUUGAAUAAUGUUUUAUUAACGAAUUCUUUUAUUUCAUUAUAAUAUUUUGUGUGCCUCCCUAAAAAUCAAAAUUUUUAAAUCAAGAAACUAUUUUACCAAAAAAGACAACUUUCCAUUCCAAAAUAUAUAGCACUAUUGUUCUUAAACAUCUAAAAGUGUUUUCCCUUCUUUGUACUUUCUCUUCUGUGUAUGUUUUUUUAGUAUAUUGUACUAGUGUAGAUAUAUGAAUAUUUAUACAAUAAAAAUAUGAUUUGUGUAAUUUUUAUGAAUAAAUCUUUUUUUUUCUCCCAUUGUUUAAGAAAAGUCUCUAAUAGCAAAGUGAAAUGUUACCAAAUAUAAUCAAUAAAUACAGUAUGUUAGUCAAAGUGUAUUUUUUUCCUACACUGUAUGUAAAA